UUUCCGGCCACCUCAGCGGGAAGCGGAGACGCAAGUAGCUGGAUCUCCGGUAACUGAGACAUAGGGUAUAACUGUUGUCGCGGCGGAGGAAGUGAGGACGGCGCCAAGGGCCUUCCGGGCCAGUGUUGGAUCCCUGUAGUUUGUGAAGAUGGUGUUGCUAACAAUGAUCGCCCGAGUGGCGGACGGGCUCCCGCUGGCCGCCUCGAUGCAGGAGGACGAACAGUCUGGCCGGGACCUUCAACAGUAUCAGAGUCAGGCUAAGCAACUCUUUCGAAAGUUGAAUGAACAGUCCCCUACCAGAUGUACCUUGGAAGCAGGAGCCAUGACUUUUCACUACAUUAUUGAGCAGGGGGUGUGUUAUUUGGUUUUAUGUGAAGCUGCCUUCCCUAAGAAGUUGGCUUUUGCCUACCUAGAAGAUUUGCACUCAGAAUUUGAUGAACAGCAUGGAAAGAAGGUGCCCACUGUGUCCCGACCCUAUUCCUUUAUUGAAUUUGAUACUUUCAUUCAGAAAACCAAGAAGCUCUACAUUGACAGUCGUGCUCGAAGAAACCUAGGCUCCAUCAACACUGAAUUGCAAGAUGUGCAGAGGAUCAUGGUGGCCAAUAUCGAAGAAGUGUUACAACGAGGAGAAGCACUCUCAGCAUUGGAUUCAAAGGCUAACAAUUUGUCCAGUCUGUCCAAGAAAUACCGCCAGGAUGCGAAGUACUUGAACAUGCGUUCCACUUAUGCCAAACUUGCAGCAGUAGCUGUAUUUUUCAUCAUGUUAAUAGUGUAUGUCCGAUUCUGGUGGCUGUGAAAUAAUGAAUACAGUCACUGGUA
Molecule: messenger RNA, 819 nt
Organism: Pan troglodytes (chimpanzee)
Lineage: Eukaryota; Metazoa; Chordata; Mammalia; Primates; Hominidae
Product: vesicle-trafficking protein SEC22b
Exons: 5
Coding region: 149-796 (215 amino acids)
Biological process (GO): endoplasmic reticulum to Golgi vesicle-mediated transport; retrograde vesicle-mediated transport, Golgi to endoplasmic reticulum
Cellular component (GO): membrane
Molecular function (GO): SNAP receptor activity
Source: RefSeq, marked validated